Lodderomyces theae is the source of this 1173-nucleotide messenger RNA. RefSeq lists its product as uncharacterized. The record is from RefSeq and is a predicted model, not a curated record. Lineage: Eukaryota; Fungi; Ascomycota; Pichiomycetes; Serinales; Debaryomycetaceae. The transcript has a single exon. Bases 1 to 1173 code for a protein of 390 amino acids.
AUGGACCAGCUGCAUUUAAAUCAACCAUUAUCAACACUGAUAUCGACCUUAGAUGACAUCUUGCUCAAAACUUCGUUUGUCGACACGCCCAUCUUUGACUUGCAAUCGACUCCCAGUUGUCGUGGAAUGUACAUCGUGAUGACCUCACUAAUUGUGUCUCACUUGUCCCAGAACAAACCUGUUAUAAUCAUUGAUACACUAAAUAAGUUUCCCUUUCAUUUACUCAAAAAUCACACCAAAUUCAAUGCAGAUUUCAAGAACAACAUCACCCAUUAUGUGUGUGACACAUUUGCCAAAUUAUAUUCACUAAUAUCUACAAAGUCAAACUUUGGUACAGAUUCAUUGAUUGUUAUAAACGAGUUUCACAGUCUUCUUGAGCUAUACAAGCUAGAGAUGUCGGCCUCGUAUGAAGAGACCAUUCUCAAGAACUUUAUUGAAAACAAUUCCACCUUGAUCAAUAAUAAAGCAAGUGGUGCUAAGGACACAUUCACCAAGAUACCUUCUGCGUCCGAUCUCCUCAAAGUCAGUCCAAUUUCCAAAUACGAGGCUCAUGUGAAGCUACUAUUUCGAAACUUGCACAAUAUCUGCACAGACUCAAAUUCAAUGAUAUAUUUGCUAGGGUAUAUGGAAACAAAGUAUCGGCCGUACAAGUUACUCAACAAUGUCGAUGCGUCGCAGCUUGCAUAUAGCGAAAAGGGGAGGGUAAUACUCUCACCAAUCUCAACUCACAAGUCAUGCACAACAAGACUCCUAUUUUAUCUUGACUGGUACCAUAAAACACCUCACUUUUUCCGUAAUUUCCCCAUUGACGACACGCGUCAAAUUACAAUAAAUCAAGCAAUGUUAAAGUUGAUCAAUGUGGUGAAAGUUGAAGCUAAAUCAGAAAGUUUCAGUCCAAUCUACUUUGAUGUCGAUGAUGAGUUUUACUACGAUCAAGAAGGAGAAUUCACUGGUGAAUACAGGAUUAGAGAUUUGUCUGAUACGACUGUUGAGAGUUGCCACGUUGUUUCGUCGUCACCAAGUCUCGAUGCAUCUAUAAUACAUGUCACUAGCAACGAUUUGGCCAACACAAGCAGCACCAAUGACACCGAGGCUAUUGCAAGUGAGGUGAUUGAAGAGUCGGAAGAGGAGAUUGAGAUUCUGUACGCGAGCGCUACCAGUGCUAACAAUUAA